Molecule: messenger RNA, 2202 nt
Organism: Nicotiana attenuata
Lineage: Eukaryota; Viridiplantae; Streptophyta; Magnoliopsida; Solanales; Solanaceae
Product: probable U3 small nucleolar RNA-associated protein 7
Exons: 8
Coding region: 257-1864 (535 amino acids)
Biological process (GO): maturation of SSU-rRNA from tricistronic rRNA transcript (SSU-rRNA, 5.8S rRNA, LSU-rRNA)
Cellular component (GO): 90S preribosome; small-subunit processome; nucleolus
Molecular function (GO): protein binding
Source: RefSeq, a predicted model, not a curated record
UUUUUAAAUUAAAAAAUUAUAGCGAUAGUACUUCGUUUAAUAAAACCUAACAAAUUGGUGCAUAGUACGUUUUACUCCCUUUGCGCCAACACCUAAAACCCUAAACCCUUUUACCCCAAUUUCCGACGAACCUUCGACGACGGCGGAGCACCACCAUUAACUUCCCUGUUUCUCCAUCCAAUUUAUUUUCCCUCUAUACGUAUUUAAAUAUUUAUUAGUAUUUACAAAGCUUCAGAGAAAAUUUUCAAGUGAGAAAAUGGUGGUGAAAGUGGAGAACAUAACUCCAAGGAAAAGUAAGACUGCUACUGAUGAGGUUAUUUCUGAAGAGAUGGAUAUGAAAGUAAAGAAAUACCUUAGAGGUGAAGGAGCAAAUUUGGAGGCUUUGAAGGAUAAAAAAUUAAAGGGUCAGCUUGCUGUGAAAGAAGAGUUGUAUGGAAAAUCUGCAACAGCUGCUGCGAAGGCUGAGAAGUGGCUUAUGCCAAGUGAGGGUGGCUAUCUAGAGGUUGAUGAUGAAGGUAUUGAGAAGACCUGGAGAAUAAAGCAAGAGGCAAUUGCCCGUGAAGUUGACAUUUUGAGCUCUAGGAAACAAUAUGAUAUCGUCUUACCAGAUUUUGGUCCUUACACGCUUGAAUUCACCCCUAGCGGUCGCUACAUGGCUGCAGCUGGAUGCAAAGGUCACCUUGCUAUUGUAGAUAUGAAAAGCAUGAAACUCGUUAAAGAACUGCAGGUCAGGGAAACGGUGCGUGAUGUAGUAUUCUUGCAUAAUGAACAAUUUUUUGCUGCUGCUCAAAAGAAGUACCCGUAUAUAUACAAUAGAGAUGGCACAGAGCUCCACUGCCUGAAGGAACAUGGUGCUGUGCUAAAGCUUCAGUUCUUAAGCAAUCACUUCCUUUUGGCUUCUAUAAACAAAUUUGGUCAGCUCCAUUAUCAGGAUGUUACUACUGGACAGAUGGUAGGUAAUCUUCGAACUGGCCUGGGCCGUACUGAUGUGAUGCAGGUGAAUCCCUUCAACGGUGUGGUUGCUGUUGGCCAUUCUGGUGGAACAGUCAGCAUGUGGAAGCCUACAAGCGCUGCUCCCCUAGUGAAAAUGCUCUGUCAUCCGGGCCCAGUCACUGCUCUUGCAUUCCAUACUAAUGGCCAUCUUAUGGCAACUGCUGGUAUGGAGAGGAAAAUAAAGAUUUGGGAUUUGAGGAAGUUUGAAGUUCUCCAAACUUUACCAGGACAUUGCAAAGCCUUGGAUUUUAGUCAAAAAGGUUUACUUGCUGCUGCAACAGGAUCUUUCGUACAAGUUUUUGGAGAUCUUUCUGGAUCUCAGAAUUAUAGCCGAUAUAUGAAUCAUUCUAUUGCGAAAGGAUACCAAGUAAAGAAGGUGGCGUUCAGACCAUAUGAAGACGUUCUAGGCAUAGGGCAUUCUAUGGGUUGGUCUUCUAUCUUAAUUCCAGGAUCCGGAGAACCCAACUUCGAUUCUUGGGUGGCAAAUCCAUUCGAAACAUCUAAACAAAGGAGAGAGAAGGAAGUCCGAUCUCUUCUUGACAAGCUCCCUCCAGAGACUAUCAUGUUAGAUCCUACAAAGAUUGGUACAGUGAGGUCAACGAGAAAGAAGGAACAGCCAACAAAGGAGGAUAGAGAAGCUGAAAUGGAAGCUGCUAUUGAGGAAGCUAAAAGUAUGCCUAUGAAGAAGAAAACAAAAGGUAGAAGCAAGCCGAGUAAGAUUGCAAAGAAGAAGCAAGAAGCUGUCGAGAAAGCUAAGAAACCGUUCCUGGAGCAACAAAUGAAUGAAUUCUCCAAGAAAAGGAAACUCACUGAGGAAACUCAGCUUCCAAAAUCUUUAGAGCGUUUCGUUAGGAAGAAGGCAGUAGCAUGAUCAAUUAUGUCUACUGGACUUUUCUUUCUUGCCUUUAACUUGCAUUUGCAUUUCAUUCUUUUUGUUUUCUCUCCCUAUUCACUUCCCUUGAGGGAAAUGGUUAUAGGAAUUGAAGAGGCAAGUGUUGUAAUUCUUCAGAUCAAGUUUAUCCCUUUUUCUCGCUGUUUACAUUGUUUAAUUGUUAGGUUAAAAAUGUAGGCAUUCUUGUUUUAACAUGGGGUUUCCAGCUUGAAAUUACAGGCCAAUGUAAAAUCUACAAACUAGGCCAUGUAUGAAUUAAUUUAUCAUAGCCUUGACUACUUUCCUGCUAUGUAUAGGCAUUCAUAACUUUUGGUCUA